UUCAGUAAUUACACAUCAGUUGCAAGGUGCAGUUGGAUGGGAGAUCACAGUGAUGUCAGGACAGGGAUGGCUUACUGCAGGAGAUAAGGCCAGCUAAUGGAGAUGAAAUAAAUCGGUAUUUAAAAGGUCUUUUUUAGUUAAGGCAGUUAGCUGGCACCAGACUGCACUUGCACCAGUUUACUGCUUCGUGGACAACCAUUUGGAAGGUAGUGGAAGAGGUGCUGCUGUGAGCUCUGUAAAGGGGUGACUGAUAUUACUCCUGUUUUGACCUGAACUUGGAAAAGCAACCUCCAAAUUCUACUUUCUGCAAGAACAUUCCAACAUUCCAGCAUUCACGUGGAGGUCAAAGGUUGUAUGUCAUGACCCCACGGGAGCAGCUGAGGAAAAUGACAGCACUGGGAGAGCAGGGAGCUUUGGAUGAGAAGCACUGGUACCGUCUGGUCAACGGCAUGUCAGCUGGAGAGCUGAGGCAGAGGCAGGAGAUGAUAAUGAGGAAUCAGAUGGCCAUGGCUCCACAGAUCCUUGCUCAGGGGCAGCAGAGGUUACAGGGGGUCCCUACACAGUUCGAACCUCGAUUUAUGGAAAGGGAGCUGGUCCCUCCAUCAGAGAUGGUUGCUUCUGAGGCCAGACAGAUGCACAUGGGCCCUCACCUGGGUCCACCUUUACCCCCACAUGCUAAUGUCCUGCCUGGGAGAGCUUUCCCCGGAACAGCUGGCUAUGGCUUCAUGCCCUCCGAGCCCAUGGAAACAGUUGCCCGGCGACAGGAGCUUAUUCACAAGCAAAAUAUAGCCCGAAUGGAAAUGAACGCCAUUCUGCACCAAAAGGAGCUGGAGAAUGCCCAUCAGAAGGGACUGAUGGGAAUUGAGAACCCCAUGUCUUAUCCUUCCAACCCAAUGGCAUUCAGAGGUCGCCAGCGCAUGCCAGACAGCCACGAUGUCUUUGUCCACCGUCCCACUCUGGAUGAACUGCACUCCAACAGCAUACUCAUGUCAGCGAGCCCCUAUCCACCAAUCAGCACUCUGCAGAGGGAGAGGGGACGCAGGGCUGGAAGGAGGCCGACCGUUCACAAAAGUGCAGAAAGCCACGUGGUUAACCUGAAGGGCCCGACUGAAGAUAAAAGUGUAGAGCAGAGCCCAGGAGCCACAUCUGGGGAGGAGAAAGAAGCAGAGGUGAAGGGAGACAUUGGAGACGAGUGUGCCUCCAGCAAGACACAUCAUCAAGCCAAAAUAGACUCUGAACUGGCCACAGGAAGCAGGAAAAAUUACAAAGAUGGGGAGUCGGGCCUGCGUAAAACCUGUGUGAAUAGUCAGGAUGGAUGUGCAGAUGUGGCCAACAGCGGUGCAAAUGAGAAAGAUAUAUCAAGCCAGUGUUCAGCUUUCCAGGAGAAGUUCAUGUAUCCCUCAGGCGGUGGGGCACUCACAGGCAUACCUUACAUGUUCCCAGUACCUGGAAAUGGCUUCCUUCCCCCUGGUCCUUCUAAUCUCUUUCUAAAUGGUGAUGAUGUGCCUGAAGACAUAAGGAAGUGGAGCGUGAACGAUGUUUACAACUUCAUUAACAGUAUACCAACAUGCUCAGAGUAUGCUCAGACAUUCAAGGACCACAUGAUUGAUGGAGAAACACUGCCACUUCUCUCAGAGGAACAUUUACUGGACACCAUGGGGCUGAAGCUCGGACCGGCUCUGAAGAUCCGCUCACAGGUGUCUAGGCGUCUUGGCAGUAUGGUAUAUAUGAUGAACCUGCCGCUCUCCACCGCCGCCCUGCAGGCCACUCCUGACAAGCCCGGGGAUCGCUCUUCAGAUAUAGGCUCCCCUGUCAACUGCAACAGUGAGGAGAUGGUAGCAAGUCCAAGAGACCCUGAGGUCCUCAAAUCCACAGAACACCUCCAUGACACAGAAAACAAUUCACCUCCAUCUGCCAGUAGUGAGACCGCCUGAUCAGAGACUGAAGAACUGAUACGUGGAUGUGGGUACACAUGAGUUCAUGGUGGUUGUUUACAUGAAGCACCACAUAUAAGAUGCUUUUGUACUAUUUAAUGCUUGGGUUUUUAAUACACAGGCUGACUAUAGCCAAGGUGUCUGUUAAAAUGGAUCAUUUUCUGUAUUUUUAGUUUGUAUAUAUUUUUAAUGCAAUUGUAACAGCAGGUUGAAAAGGGUGAGUGUUUUGUAUUAUGUGGUAUUAAUAUUUUUUCUUUGCUUUGCUUUUCAAGACUUUGUACAUCUAUAGCUUU
Messenger RNA from Sphaeramia orbicularis (orbiculate cardinalfish), 2227 nucleotides. RefSeq names its product sterile alpha motif domain containing 7 (gene samd7). Gene Ontology annotation, molecular function: chromatin binding; histone binding. Lineage: Eukaryota; Metazoa; Chordata; Actinopteri; Kurtiformes; Apogonidae. Gene Ontology annotation, biological process: negative regulation of DNA-templated transcription. The coding region runs from base 360 to 1934 and encodes 524 amino acids. Gene Ontology annotation, cellular component: nucleus. The transcript has 9 exons. The record is from RefSeq and is a predicted model, not a curated record.